Aspergillus fijiensis CBS 313.89 is the source of this 1939-nucleotide messenger RNA. RefSeq names its product general substrate transporter. The coding region runs from base 242 to 1786 and encodes 514 amino acids. Gene Ontology annotation, cellular component: membrane. Gene Ontology annotation, biological process: carbohydrate transport; transmembrane transport. Lineage: Eukaryota; Fungi; Ascomycota; Eurotiomycetes; Eurotiales; Aspergillaceae. The transcript has 5 exons. Gene Ontology annotation, molecular function: carbohydrate:proton symporter activity. The record is from RefSeq and is a predicted model, not a curated record.
GGUCGCGCUACGGCUCUCGGUCGCUUAGUGUUUUUUUUAGUUGCAUCUUGGCUUCAUGGGCGGCCAUCAACCGUGAACACCUUCCUCCCACGAAAUCUGGAGCAACUAUCGCAACAUCGUGGCUCAUGGUGACGAAUAUAUCCUCACAGCUAUUAAAGAUGGAUGACCGCGAUGGAAAUCGUUCUGAUGAGUAUAUGCCAGAUCACUGGUGAGCUGGGAUUGACCUCUCCUCAACCACACGAUGUCAGCCUUUGGGAGCUUCAAGCUCAAGUCCGGUCUGGUGACCAGGAACAUGCUGGUAGCAUAUAUGCUCAUUGGCUUGAGUGUUUUUAGUUAUGGUUUUGACGAUUCGGUAUACUCAACCAUUCAAACCAUGGACGCCUUUGAAAAGCAGUUCGGAUCGUAUAACUCUGCAACAGGCAAAUACGGCUAUACCACAAAGCAUCUCGCCUAUCUCAACUCGCUUGGUUCGCCCGCGAAAGCCUUUGGGACGGGGCUGGGCUGGUUUGUGGGCGAGUACUUCGGCCGCCGGCUAUGUUUCAUCAGCAUGCAAUUCUUAUGCAUCUUGGGCAUUGCGAUCAGCUAUACUGCCACAUCCUUUGGGCAGAUCUUGGCCGGUCGAAUGGUAGUGCAGUGCUUCAUUGGAUGGGAGAGCUGGCUGGUACCCAUGUUUCUGGCGGAAAUCAGUCCCGCCGCCAUCCGCGGAGCCACGGUGGUGGUGUAUGUGUUUGCUCAUAUCUUCGGCUCGUUCAUUUGCUCAAUCAUUACCUAUGAAACGGCCAAGAUGGAGGGCAAUGCCUCGUGGAAGAUCCCCAUCGGCGUGAUGUGGACGUUCCCGUGCUUCAUUCUACUUUGUUCGUGGUUUGUCCCUGAGAGUCCUCGCUGGCUGGUACGGAAGAACAAGGUCGAGGCCGCCACUAAGCAGCUUCAGGACUUAUACAAAGAUCAGGAAGUGGACGUGGCUCAUGAGGUGGCGGUGCUGCAAGCAUCGAUCGAGGUAGACGCCGAGACGAAGGGCACCUGGCUGGAGUUGCUUCAGGGAACCAAUCUGAGGCGCACCAUGAUUGCAGUCAUGACUGCCAUCUUCAAUCAAGUGACAGGGCAGAGCUUCGUGAGCCAAUACGGCACUCUCUUCGUGAAGUCGCUGCACGUCAUGAAUCCAUUUGCCUUCGCCAUGAUCUCCCGAGCGCUGACCUGCAUCGGCCCCCUGAUCACCUUCUCCCUUGUAGACACCACCGGCCGUCGACCCAUCUACCUGAUCGGAGGGGUCAUGACAACUGCAUUGCUGUUCGCCUGCGGUGGCUUGGGCACCGGGACGAUUACCGACGACAAGAAGCGAGGCGUCUGCGGUGUGCUUAUGAUGUACGGCCUGUUCUACAUCAUGUCCUUUGGUUCGAUCGCCGUCAUCGUAGGAGCCGAGACCCCACACCUGCGCCUUCGCGAUCAGACUUCGUUCGUGGCGUGGACCAUCCGCGUUGUAUGCGAUUUUGCUGUCUCGUAUUCCCUGCCGUAUCUGCUUAACGCGCCAUAUGCAAACCUGCAGUCUAAGGUUGGCUUUAUCUAUGGCGGCCUUUCAGCGGUCGGGGUGAUCUUGGGGUACUUCUUCCUGCCCGAGUUGAAGGGUCAUUCAUUGGAGGAGCUGGAGGAAAUGUGGCGACGCCGCAUUCCGACACGAAACUUUGCCACCUGGAAAGCCGAUGCGAGCGAUGACGAGAAGGUGGCAGAUUUGGAGUCGGAGAGAGAGUUGGAGAAAGACGAUGUUGGAGUCACCGGUCGCUACGUCUAAUUUUCGACACCAAACGUUGAUUCUCCCAUGAUAAAGCACUUCAAAAUUCGACGGUUCAAUAACAUAGAGAGGAAUCCAGACAGCAGAAAAAUGGUGCUCCAACACGUAUCGGGCUGGAAUAGACACGAGGUGUAAGUUAGAUUUGUUGUGUUG